UGUAACAGAGAGUUUAUAGGGAAAAAAACUAAAAUGUUGUUUAAAUACGUACCACUUUUCGUCUUGUUGUACACUGCAGCUGUGGUGGAGGCGGCUGGUGACGUGGACUACUGUAGCCCAGCUUAUAUGUGUAGUGGGCGGCGCGAAAAGCACGUUCUAGCAUGUAAUCAUACUGGAACUUUCGACUCCCGUUGCCCAGCUAAUGCUGAGAUGCUGCCUAUUACGGCUGAAUUUAAGAAACUUUUCCUAGGUGAACAAAAUAAAUAUCGCAAUGAAGUGGCGAAGGGUCUCGUCUUCGAGCCAGCUGCAGCUAUGGCCACCUUGGAAUGGGACGACGAGUUGGCAUACUUUGCUGAACUCAAUGUGAAACAAUGUGGCAUAAUUUAUGAGGAUCAGAAAUGUUUCACGACGGCACGCUACAAUACGCUUGAUCAAAAUAUCGGUUGGCUGUUUUAUACGAAAUCGAGAUUUAAUCGCGAGAAUAUUUAUGCUGAUAUUAAAGAGCACAUACGUAUUUACUGGUAUGAGCAAUAUCACGACUGUACACAGGCAGAAAUCGAUUCGUAUCAUCCACCGGAAAUCAAAUUGAUUCUACACUUUGGUAAAAUGGUAAUGGAUCGCAACAAUCGUGUUGGCUGCGCUGCCUCUCUCUAUGAAACUGAUUACGGUUUUAAUGUGCUGUUCACAUGUAAUUAUGCCCGCCGCUUAUUCUGCUACAAGCCCAUAUUCCGUUCAGGCGCCUAUCCAGGUUCACACUGCCGAACCGGCAUGAAUCCGCUAUAUCCAUUCUUAUGCUCAACUAAGGAGGAAUUUAAUCCAAAUGAUUAUAAAGUCUAAUUAUUGCAUACAAUAUUAAAGGUUAAAAGUCAACUAAAGGUAAAAUACAUACAUACACUUGCGUUCACAAUAAUAGCGCCGCUAUAUGCAAGGAGCCGCAAAAUGAACUAUCCAAUUUUUUUUGUUUGCAUAACUUUUCUAUUAAAUAAAUAAAAAUUAUUUUGAGUGAUGAAAA
This is a messenger RNA of Anastrepha obliqua, 1012 nucleotides long. RefSeq names its product antigen 5 like allergen Cul n 1-like. Bases 34 to 837 code for a protein of 267 amino acids. NCBI's taxonomy places the organism in Eukaryota, Metazoa, Arthropoda, Insecta, Diptera, Tephritidae. The transcript has 3 exons. The record is from RefSeq and is a predicted model, not a curated record.